AUGGCACGCCUACUGAUAGCGAUUACCAUAUUGUUCAUUCAGCAGCUGGUUUUCGCAGUUAUACUGUGCCCUUUAGCAGCACUUUACUUGUGUGGGUUGGUGAUCACCGGCGGGAUAUCGCUGUGGCGCCUGAUACGGCGCGAUUACGGCGAGGUGGAUGGAGGUGCAAACCUGCAGCCUGCUCUGAAUGUCUUGUACUCACUGGCUCUGUUCCAGGGUGUGCUCUUCUGCUACAGGUUCUUCUCAUAUUCCGCAGGAGAUGGGCUGGUCAGUAAAGUGGUCGAAGAAUACAAGCUGGACAAAGAAGGACCCUUUCGGAAAUCGGUGAAGGAGUACCUGCGUCAGACCAGAAAUGGGUGCGCCAAGGACCCAUCAUUCAUAAAGGAAAGGAACCUGGUCACGUACGCCGUGGAUUUGAUGAAGUUUGAAUCAUCUGGCAGCUACCUCUCCGGGGCAAGGAUUUUGGACGCACUCUUGGCACAGUCAGAGCUCAAGGAGCAGCACUCGAUGAUUGCACAGCUCAUUGGGUCGGCAUCCUGCAGCCAGAUAGUUGAGAAACUGCUGCAGGCGCUCGAUUCGAGAAGCCGGCAAGACAAAGAGAUCAUGGAGCUCGCCGCCAGGAUAGUGGUGAAGCUUGCUGGAGAGAUCCAUUUGAAGCGGUUUCCACAAGGCAUAUUGUGUAUAUCUUCACUGCUCGAAACCUCUCAGAGACAGCCUGACGAUGACAGUGCCCCUUCCGAUGAAUUCAAGUCGCUCAUGAAGCAAGGCCUUGUUAUCCUCGACAGCCUCGCUGCUGACAAACAUAACUGCAGUCUCAUAUGCGAAGACCAGAGCCUUCUCUUCAAGGUCAUGGCCCCCAUAAGCUCUGAUAUGCUCCACCUCAUCGAUCAUGACGAAUGGUUUAGUGUAGCUGCAGCAUCACUGCAAGUCAUGUGCCGCAUCGUGACUUCUCCCGGAAGCACCGGCGAGAAUCUCCGUAACCAAAUCCACGGAAACAAGGAAGUGAUCAGUAGCAUGGAGCAGAUUCUGGAGUGUAAAACCUGUCGUAAACACAAAUUAUACAUACUAGUCAUCAAAAUUCUCACCAAACUACCCAUGGAUGCAGCUCCGGGAGUGGGCACCAAAAGCCGAGGAAAAUUCAUCAAGACAAUGGCUCGCAUCCUCACCUCUGAUUCUGAAACCCAAGAUAGCUCCAUCAGAAAAUUGGCAGGCGAAGCACUGGCGAUGCUAAGCGAAAAAUAUGCUACCAUCUUCUUGAAGGAAAAUGGUGGUGUUGUUGAUGAUCUCAGUAGAAUGCUCUUUAAUGCUGACCACAAUGCAUACAGAAUAACUGCAGCUGAAACCCUGAAGCAUCUUUGUAUGCAUUACAAAGAGAAUGAUGAUUGUUUCAAGGAACUAAUGAAAACCAUGAAAGAUGUCACGCCAAAGGUUCUCGUUCAAAUACUUCCUCGUGGAUCACCAAGGAAGGAAGUACAAGCAGGAAAUGAAACAGAUAAAGACAAGUAUCAGCCACCAGGAGCUGACUUAGAAGAUGGCCAUGGCAGUUGUGGUGUUUCAUCACAAGACAAUGGUUCGGACAAAAUCAUUUCCUCUCUUCAGGAAAAGGAUGAGGAAUCUGUGGACAGGAAAUUGCACGCGGCUUUAUUAUCUCUUUGCGCGGCAAUAUUUGAUAAAUUGAUCAGUGACAAAGGUCAUGAUUUAACUCCGCUGGUUAAUGCAAUUGUCUCAGAAGAUGCUGCAUUUAGCUUUGUUGGGAAGCUCAGGGAGAUGGUUGAAAUAAACAGUGAGCCCACAGCCAAUUGCCUGAUGAUAAUGAAGAUUAUCAGCAAGAUGGUAAUAUCAAUGAUGCAGCAUGGAGGCUGGUACGUAAAAAAAAAUCUGGACAGGUUUGACAGCUUGAUACUAUCUCUGUCUAAUGCUUCAGACAAUAUGUUAGCACUUGAGGGUUUCAUGAUUUUUGCUAGUGCUGAUCGUCUUGCACUGAAGGAAUUUGGCACUCUCGCUUCCCUAGUGAAUGAAGCACAAAAACUUCUGGACAAAAAUAAGAUGGAACAUCAAUCGGGAAUUAUACCAGCACUUUCCGUGUCAAUGGAAGUCAGCUCAUUGAGUAGUACUAUGCACAUUUAAACAUUUACACACUCUGCUAGCUACCUGCUACUUGUGUUGUUCUUAGUACCUAUUGUGGAUUAGUUGAUCCUUAAAAAAAGGGAGAGAUUAUAUGUAUCAUUCCCAGCCUGUUGUGGGCAGAAUCAUAUUUGUAAUUUGUUCUCUAUAAAGUGAAAAUGUGGCUUCGAUGGAGAGUACUUUCUGAAGAAAUCUGUGGUAGCAGCUAGCAGGUCAAGUGUAUAGGCUAUGGUUCAUCUUCUAGGAGGCACUCGGCUCAAGAAUUGUCUUUAAUUGGUAUAUUACUGGAGAUUUCUUGAGUAAGGAACUCAUACAGUUUACAAAUGUCUUUGUAUGGAAAUUCGCCUUACUGGCCAUUCUAUCAGCACGUCAUUCUUAAUAUGCGUUCUUGGUUUACACAAACUUCUUGUGUGUGCCCUUGAAAUUCUUUCAGAAUUUUGUUCAAAGUUGCCAGCUCCAGAUUUAAGCUGCA
This is a messenger RNA of Aegilops tauschii subsp. strangulata, 2596 nucleotides long. RefSeq lists its product as uncharacterized. Lineage: Eukaryota; Viridiplantae; Streptophyta; Magnoliopsida; Poales; Poaceae. The record is from RefSeq and is a predicted model, not a curated record.